UACAUUUAUGUAACGUGCUUUUAGCUCACAAAUGAGAAUUUUAAGUUAACAGAAUUUUAUUGUAUUAAAAAAAGUAAAAUUGUUUUAUUUCAAUCUAUUUUCUUGUAAUUAAAUAUGCCUAUAACGUGUUCUAAAUGCAGAAAAAAUCCCGCUACUGUGAAACGUCCGAAAACAGGACAUGCUGUCUGUAAAACCUGUUUCUUUGAUGUAUUUGAGACGGAAGUUCAUGAAACAAUCACGCGAGGGAAUUUAUUUAAAAGAGGAGAAUAUGUAGCAAUAGCAGCAUCUGGUGGAAAAGAUUCAACAGUUUUAGCAUAUGUUAUGAAGACUUUAAAUGAUCGUUAUGAUUAUGGUUUGAAACUUGUACUUUUAUCAAUUGAUGAAGGUAUUACUGGAUACAGAGACGAUUCUUUGGAAUCUGUAAAAAGAAAUGAAAAAGAUUAUGGUAUUCCUCUGAAAAUUUUGUCAUAUGAGGAUCUAUAUAAUUGGACUAUGGAUAAAAUUGUGAAAGAAGUUGGUUUAAAAAACAAUUGCACAUUUUGUGGUGUCUUUAGAAGACAAGCUCUCGAUAGGGGUGCUGCAUUGCUUGGUGUAGAUAAAUUGGUCACUGGUCAUAAUGCGGAUGACAUUGCUGAAACUGUGAUAAUGAAUGUUCUCAGAGGUGAUAUAGCAAGACUUCAAAGAUGUACUGGUAUUACUACUGAUACUGAAGGUUUGAUCCCUAGAUCUAAGCCUUUUAAAUAUACAUAUGAAAAAGAAAUCGUUAUGUAUGCUUAUUUUAAAGAAUUAGACUAUUUCUCAACUGAAUGCAUAUAUUCACCAAAUGCCUAUCGUGGGCAUGUACGAGCAUACUUAAAGGAUUUAGAAACAAUAUCUCCACCUGUCAUAUUAGAUAUUAUACAUUCAGGUGAAUGCAUGAGGUUAAAGAAGGAAAUCAAGCUACCUCCACAAGGCUUGUGUAAAAAGUGUGGAUACAUAUCUAGCCAAGAAAUUUGUAAAGCAUGUGUUAUGUUGGAAGGUUUAAAUACAGGAGUACCAGAGCUUGGCAUAAAGAAAAGCAGUAAAGUCAAAGACAAGAUUGAGAAAUUAUCUUUACAAUGCAAUGGUGGUAGUUGCAAUUCUGGUGGAUGUACUGCAUAAAACUUGCUAUCCUUUCCAAUAACACAUUGAAAAUUUUGUACAAAUAUUUAUUGUAAAUAAAAUUUUUAAAGAUAUUUUU
Molecule: messenger RNA, 1219 nt
Organism: Argiope bruennichi
Lineage: Eukaryota; Metazoa; Arthropoda; Arachnida; Araneae; Araneidae
Gene: Ctu1
Product: cytoplasmic tRNA 2-thiolation protein 1-like
Exons: 14
Coding region: 115-1140 (341 amino acids)
Biological process (GO): tRNA wobble position uridine thiolation
Cellular component (GO): cytosolic tRNA wobble base thiouridylase complex; mitochondrion
Molecular function (GO): tRNA binding
Source: RefSeq, a predicted model, not a curated record